Messenger RNA from Myxocyprinus asiaticus (Chinese sucker), 2517 nucleotides. Its product is annotated as potassium voltage-gated channel subfamily G member 4-like. The transcript is spliced from 3 exons. Gene Ontology annotation, biological process: potassium ion transmembrane transport; protein homooligomerization. Gene Ontology annotation, molecular function: delayed rectifier potassium channel activity; protein binding. Gene Ontology annotation, cellular component: membrane; voltage-gated potassium channel complex. Bases 401 to 2026 code for a protein of 541 amino acids. The record is from RefSeq and is a predicted model, not a curated record. NCBI's taxonomy places the organism in Eukaryota, Metazoa, Chordata, Actinopteri, Cypriniformes, Catostomidae.
CUUUGCAGUGAUACAGUGAUACUAACUCGGACAGUGAUGAUGUAUCAGCGCAGAAUAUUCGCGCCCUGACAAAUUUCCCGCCUCUGACUUCAGCGUCCCAUCAAGAACCGUUAAAUAAAUAUUAAAGUGAGUUCAUCUCAACGGAUAUGCAGCACUAUGGAGAGAAUAUGUUUCUGAUGAAGAAAGUGAGGACCGGUUACAGUGGAGGAGUUGUGUUGAGGAUGUAUAAAUAAUGUGGGCUGUUUGGCUCUUCGGUGAAUUGUGCAUGAGAUCCUAUGGGAUCCACCUUGGUGUUCUUCGGAUAAACACCUCAAUACCCAUCACCCAGGUAACAAGCUAACACACUCUGAGUUGACCUGAAUCUAUCCCUUCCCUUUGGUCAACUUUUUUCAGUGCCACCAUGCCAAUCAUCAGCAACGCCAACCAUGACUUCAGCAACCUCUCGGUCAGUGACGAAAGCAGCUUGGACCACAUCUUUACCGAGAUCCCAGAAACAGAAACCAUCAAAGGAGUGUACUAUCAGCGCGCCCAGUUCAUUCGCCGACCAGAAGAUCUGCUGUCGGUGGACCAUGGCCUGCAGGCCCUCAUCAACGUGGGGGGCAACCGUUACACCUUCCCCUGGAGCACCCUGGAGCAGUUCCCUUUGACACGCUUAGGUCGUCUGAGACCCUGCAGCAGCCCUGAGGAAAUCGCCCGCGUCUGUGACGACUACGAUGAGGCACGUCGCGAGUUCUUCUUUGACCGUAGCCCCAGUGCGUUUCGCGUUAUCCUCAACUUUCUAGCGGCGGGAAAGCUUCGUAUGUUACGGGAGAUGUGUGUGCUUUCGCUGCACGAUGAGCUGAACUACUGGGGUGUGGAGAUGACGUACAUGGAGCAUUGCUGCAAGCGCAAGAUGUACACACGCAUCGAUGAGGUUGCGGAGCUCGAGCGACGGGAGGAGGAGCGACGUCAACACAGUAUGCAGCUGCACCCUCCUCCCGAGGAGACAGGUUACCGCAAGUUCAUGAACCAUCUGAGGGACAUGGUGGAGAACCCUCAGUCGGGCUUGCCGGGAAAGAUUUUCGCCUGUUUGUCUGUGUUGAUGGUGGCGGUGACGGUGGUCAGUCUGUGCAUCAGCACCAUGCCAGACCUCCGAGAGGAGGAGAAUAGGGGUGAGUGCUCCCAAAAGUGUCAUCACAUGUUCGUGGUCGAGACGGUAUGUGUGGCCUGGUUCUCCUUGGAGUUUCUGCUACGUUUCGUGCAGGCGCGCAGUAAGCUGGAGUUCCUCCGCGGACCUCUGAACAUCAUUGACGCCUUGGCAAUCCUACCCUAUUAUGUAUCCCUAGUCGUGGUCGAAGAGAACCCCAACGAUGAGUAUGAGAGACCCACAGGAGGUAAAGGCUAUCUGGACAAGCUGGGGCUGGUAUUGCGGAUCCUACGUGCCCUUCGGAUCUUGUACGUGAUGCGGCUGGCCCGCCACUCUCUGGGAUUGCAGACAUUGGGGUUGACAGUUCGGCGAAGCACGAGGGAGUUCGGUCUGCUGCUGCUUUUCCUUUGUGUAGCCGUGACACUCUUCUCACCGUUGGUACACCUGGCAGAGAGUGAGCUUACCGGGGUGCAAGACUUCAGUAGCAUUCCCGCCUCCUACUGGUGGGCGAUCAUUUCCAUGACGACGGUGGGCUAUGGGGACAUGGUGCCCAGGAGCAUCCCUGGUCAAGUGGUGGCGCUCAGCAGCAUUCUGAGUGGGAUUCUUAUCAUGGCUUUUCCAGCUACUUCCAUCUUCCACAUGUUUUCUCGCUCUUACCAGGAGCUUAAACAGGAACACGAUCGGCUCUUUAAGGAGGAAUGCGCAGCAGCCGCUGCAGCAGCUGCUACCACAGGGCCCGAGGAGGAGCAGGACAAAGGAUGGGUGGACUAUCCUCCUCCUAUACUAGUUCUUACCCCAGACAUUGAGACGCCAGGUUCUAUCGAAGACCACUCUCUACUGGGGAAUGGUGGAGAGAGUUCUGGGAAUAACAAAUACCCCUUACCAGCUGGAGCCUUUUAACUGAUGCAAACAGACUACGCUUCUCUAGACUGGACUGCGUCAAACCUGUUCUUCCGUGCCCUCAGACUGAACCCUAGAGCAACGGACAGGGUGAAUUUUUAUAGACAGCUCUGUCUAAAGAGUUAAACCUUCACGAUUUUAGUGAAGCUAUUUUGUCUUCCAUCAGCCGCAAGCUGACUACAUCUCAUUAAAAUACUAUUUCCUUCAUGGUCUCACUGUGGACUUAACUGCUCAGAUUUAUCACUGAAAAUCCUUGAAAUAGUGAUUUAAAAGUGACAUACGGUAGUUCAGCUUUUACUGCUUAGAGCCUUGUUCUACACUGUUAGACAUACAGCAGUGACAUAUUAUUUCCUUAAUUUGAUGGUCUGCAUUUUUUUGUUUGUUGAUAUUAACAUUUUUGUUCAUGUUCAAGAAUUUGCUCUUUCAGUAAAUGGGCGUAUAUAUAUAGUCGGAAUAGAUAUGCAAUGGCUCUUGUACAGCUCCAAAUAAAG